Messenger RNA from Rattus norvegicus (Norway rat), 1778 nucleotides. It is a transcript of the gene Mall, whose product is annotated as mal, T-cell differentiation protein-like. The record is from RefSeq and is marked provisional. The coding region runs from base 31 to 495 and encodes 154 amino acids. Gene Ontology annotation, cellular component: membrane. NCBI's taxonomy places the organism in Eukaryota, Metazoa, Chordata, Mammalia, Rodentia, Muridae. The transcript has 4 exons.
CGGAGUAAGGACGCCAGCAUAGGUGACAGCAUGGCCUCCCGGGACACACCGCCGGCCACCAGCUACGCCCCGCCUGAAGUGCCCUCGGGGGUCGCCGCCUUGUUCCUCACCAUCCCCUAUGCCUUCUUCCUACCGGAGCUGGUGUUUGGGUUCUGGGUGUGGACUCUGGUGGCUGCCACACACGUGGCAUACCCCCUGCUGCACGGAUGGGUGCUGUAUGUCUCGCUCACGUCAUUCCUCGUCUCCCUGAUGCUCCUGCUGUCCUACAUAUUCGGGUUUUACAAACGAUUUGAGUCCUGGAGAGUCCUGGACAGCCUGUACCACGGCACCACAGGCAUUCUGUACAUGAGUGCUGCUGUCCUGCAAGCACAUGCCACCAUCAUUUCUGAGAACCAGAACCUGGACCACUACUACAUCAAUGUUGCAGCCUCGUUCUUCGCCUUCCUCACCACGCUGCUCUAUAUCCUGCAUGCCUUCAGCAUCUAUUACCACUGACGUGCAGGGAGAACCAAACCCAGCGAGACCCUGGAGGCCAUGUGAUUAGCCGUUUGCCAACCAGGUGAUAAACCCAGCGAGCUACCUGCAGGCCCGCAGGCCAUCUCUCUGGGAUGAUGAGACACACUUUGGCAUCGUUCUCUCUGGACACUUUUACUCCUUGUGGUGACUAUGAGAAAACUAUCCCCCCACCAAAGAUGACUGCCCCUCCUUCUUCCCUGAAGAGUCCUCUCACCCUGGCUGCCCACAGGAUGACUGCCUUUUGGAGUUUCCCCAACCAUGAACUCAGCUGAGCUUGACUUUUCUAGAAAACUAACCUUGAACCCCUUAGGCACUGUUCAAAAUGUCAUCCCUGCUGUUUCGCCUGUCAGGAUCUCUUUGUUAAUGGUGCUCACUCUGAUAGGUUUAGGAAAUUCUCUUAUUUUCUUAAACAGGCAAGGCUCCGCAAAGGCUCGACGGUCUACCGGCCUCGCACACACCUUGCUUGCAGCUUGUGCUACGGCAGCUGUCGAGACCUGCCUUCCUCAUCACACCCCAAGGAAAAUGUACACAAAACCAACUCUGAGGAUAAAUUUGUGGAAGAAAUAUACACUGCUGGGUCUGGGGAGUCAGAAUGAGAAAGAGGCGUAACCUUCGGAACUGCAGGGCUUGGUGUGCCUGGGUAGAGCCUCAAAGACCAACCUUCUAAGGACCAGAGGCAUCCUCGUCCUUUAGAAAAGACGUCAGUGAAGGAGGUUGGAACAUCGCAACCCUAGAUUUACCUUCAGGCUCCUCCCAGAAACACCAGGGGAGAAGCAACUGCUAUAUUGUUGUAAGGGCUGUGAAAGGAUCCAGAUGGAGGUCUACACUCACUUCUGUGUGCUCUCAACUCUUCGUGGGAACCCUCUGGGCAGGGCCGGACUGCAGGAUUCAUCAUGGAAGGGUGUUUGCAUUUGGGGGUCUUGCCAAGGACCCCUGCAUGCCAAGGGUCCCCACUCAAUAGUCCAGUAGGACACAGCCCUGCAACCACCUAAAUUACCAAAAGGGACUUAACAGAAUCUAACUUUUCUCCAUGUGUGUGUGUUGGGGGUUGGGGGUGGGAACCUGAGAUGUUGGGGAGGCAUGGGAUAUGGGGGGGAUGGGGUUGUGCAGGCUUAGCUUUGACACUAUUUACCAGUCACUAAUCACCCCCAACAUCUUGAAAAGCCACCACUUAUCUUUCUGUAGCCUGGAAGCUGUCUGUGAUCUUCACCAUUGAGUAUUUGCUGGAUGACCAGAAGUGAAUAAAAGAUGGUUGGACAGUG